UUUUCUUUUAGCUGUUUCUGUUGCCAAGAACAAACACGCCAUUUGUAAACGAAAAAGAACCUGUCAUUUCUGAAACAAUAUUUUUACUGGAUGUAUUUCUAAGAAGGACAUAAUGUCAUCCAGAGCGAGUAGAAGUGGUGGAAAGCCAUUUUCUGCAAAUCGUACACGUGUUGAUAGCGCUAAUAAAACAUCUGGUGGACAGGCUUACCCAGAAAUCAAACAGAGAGGAUAUUACUCUGAUAUUAUAGGAACUGACGGGAGUGAUGGACAAUUAGAUUAUGUAUUAAAUGGACCAACAACUGCACAAGACACACUGUGGAAUGUUGCCAAAGAAAAACACACACCAAAAGUCACAGCAUUUGAAGAAAAAGGAAAUGUUAUUGAACAGAUCAAAGGCCAGUCACAUGGACCCUCAACAGAAAUUACAGCAAUAUCAGAUUUUUCAAAAAGUUCAAGUGAACCAAAGGUCCAGUUGCCAUUUUACACAAAACCUGGAGAUUGUCCAAGGAAAAUUGAAGUAGAAAGGAGAAGAAGAUUAUAUUCUACACUUGAAUUGAAGAAUCUCUUGAAAGAUCAGGGAAUAAAAACUGAUCAGUUGAUGCCAAAACAGACCAGUAUGCCAGUCCAAAUCAACAUGGAUCCCAAUGAUCCCGCCCCAUUCCCUGCAUACCUGCCUUUACAUUUAUUUGACAAUGAGGAACAUGACUGUCGUCUGCCAACUGAGUGGCUUAAGAUGGGACAAGAUAAUGGAACCAGGAAACCAGUUCCUGCUCUUGCUCUGUUACCCAGUAAAGAUACUGACAAAGAAUUGGAUCGAACUGACCCAAAGAUCAAAUAUGAAUGGACUGAUGUAGGUAUCCUAGAUUAUGACCCUAAACAGCAGUUAUUCUUUGUACAGAAGUGUAAUUCCUCAGGCAGGAUUGUAGAUGAGUCUGGUAAAGCUGUAGUAAAUGGAGGAUUCCAAUCAGAUGGCUCUAGAAUGGACUUAAAGAACCAGUUUUGGGUACACAGAGUUAGAUUAAUGUUAAAAGCUGAAGAUCCAAGGAUCUUUGCCCAGCGAGUAGCCGAGGCAUUUAGACUACGUAAAGAAACGGAAGCUAUUCUGAGAUAUAACCUGUAUGUUGACUGUAUGCCUAUGGAUGGUGUUGGAGAAUUAGAUCAAGCUUCACUCAGACGGAUGGUUGAAUGUGCUAAAAAUAGUCCUGGAUUAGGAAGAGAUAAAAAUUUGGAAGAUUAUAUUCAAGUUUUGGAGAAGGAAGUGAAUAUUGACUUUUGUUGGUCUAUGAACAGAAUUAUAUUUGACAAAACAGUGGAUGAAGAUCCUGUCACUUUUGCCUUUGUCACCAAACCUGAAAAGAAGGAAGAACUUGUACCCGUUAAAGGCUGUGUUCUUGAUGUACCAGAAUACCCUUAUGAUCAGAACUAUGAUCAGUUUGCCUUCCAUUCUCUGUUAACACGUAAAGAGAGUAUUGAGGCUACUGGGAAAGUCAGAACAGAGUGUAACAAAGUCUGUGGAAUGUCACUCUUUCACAUCCCCACCACUAAACCAAUGAGAUUAGAAGAAUUUGAACAGACACAAUCACAAGCUACCUCACAAGUAUCCCUCUUCCUCAAAGACAGCUGGAUAACAGUAUUGAGGACUCAUAUCCGUACUUCACUUAGAGAUGUAGGCAAAGGAUGGUUCAACAUACAUGAGACAAAUUGGGAGGUGUACCAAAUCUCUAAACUCAAAGCAUUCAUGGAAAUGGUUAAAUUUAUUAUGCAGGACUCCAUGAGAUAUUUGAUUCAAGAAUCACUACUGAGCUUCACACAGAUGGUUAUUGAUGCUUGCCACUCAGCUCUCACUCUUGAGGAGGAAUUUGUUUGGGGAGGUGACUUCAUCAUGAGCCCUUUUAAACCAAAGAGAAAUGCCUUGUUUCUUGUUGAUCUGAUGUUAGAUAACCUGGGUGCUCACUAUAGUACCAAUCUGAACAGCUUCGAGAGCAUGUUGGUUGGUCUGUUUGAUAAAGGGAUACAAUCAACACAGCAGAUCCCUCAGUUGGAAAAGUACAUUCUUGAGGAUAUCACCUGGUCAGGCACACCUCUUCUGGAAUCUGUAGGAGAACAUGAGCCAUUUGUGGAAGAAUUAAGAGACAAUAUUUGUAACUCGAUAAGAAAGGCUGUGAUUCCAAUGAAAGCAUAUGCCAAAGAGUAUGAGAAACAUUUAGAGCUGAUGAAUACAGAUAUCAACAAAUAUGUAGAGGAAUAUGAUGCUCAAGAACACACAGCACAGGAGGUCAAGGAUGAAGUAGAACUGCAUUUAAAAGAACGAGAAAUUUUAGAGAAUGCCUUACCCACCAAUGUAGUGAUCGGACCAUUCUGGGUCAACACUGACCAGGUCAAGCAGAAACUGUGUAAGAAGAGGAAAGAACUCAGUCUGGCUGUACUGGAACUACUAGCCAAGAAACUUAGAAAACAGGCUGAUGAUGCAUGUGAAUCGUUUAAAGAUAUAAGCAGGAAGUUGUAUGACAAAUGUAAUUGUAUUGAAGAGCUUUCAGACAUGAGGGAAUGGAUGAAAGGAAUUCCAGAGAAAAUCAAGGAACAUCAGGAACAAAUUGACAAAGCUAUGGAAGAUUAUGAAUUGAUAGAAGAAUUUUACUACAAUCUGUCACAAGAUGAUUUCAAUGCAAAGUGGACUGCUAUUGCAUGGCCCCAUAAGAUAGAGAGACAAAUGGAGGCAACCUAUACACAGUUAGAGGAGGAUGAAGAGAGGUUCCGUAAACUACAGACAUCUGACCAGGCUAACUUCAAUGACCGUUUGGACACACUACAAAUGGUAGUAGCUGGUAUGGCUGCUCACACAGACAUUAGUAGAGCACAAGAAAUAGCAAAUGAGGUUAGGAGGAUCAACAAACAACUGAAAGAGGCACAAACUUUGGCCCAGACAUACAACAACAGAGAAAGGUUGUUUGGUCAACCAGUAACAAAUUACGACAAAUUAGGCAAGCUUGUUAAGGAUUUUGAACCGUUCCGUAACUUGUGGCUGACCGCUUCUGAUUGGUUAAGAUGGCAUGAGAGCUGGAUGAACGACCCAUUGGAGACCAUUAAUGCUGAAGAAGUCGAGAAAAACGUCAAUGAUUCUUACAAAACAAUGCACAAAUCUAAUAAGGUGUUUGCAGAGAUGCCAGGUGUACAACAAGUAGCUGCUGAGAUCAAAGCUAACAUUGAGGACUUCAAACCAUUUAUUCCACUGAUCCAAGGUCUACGUAAUCCUGGUAUGAGGAACAGACAUUGGGAACAGUUGUCAGAAGACAUUGGCAUGGCAGUUCGUCCUAAGAAGAAUUUGACAUUCUCCAAGUGUUUGGAGAUGGGACUAGAUAAACACAUGGCUACAAUCACCAAGGUAGCUGAAGUAGCUGGAAAAGAAUACUCCAUUGAACAGGCCUUAGAUAAGAUGGAGAAGGAAUGGGAUCCUGUCUAUUUUGAGAUUAAAGACUAUAAGAAUACAGGAACAUACAUCCUAAAGGCAUCUGAAGAAACAUCACAGUUGUUGGACGAUCAUAUCGUCAUGACUCAGAGUAUGUCAUUCUCACCAUACAAGAAGCCUUUCGAGGAUCGUAUCAGCAACUGGGAAAAUAAGCUCAAAACAACACAGGAUGUGUUAGAUGAAUGGUUAGCUUGUCAGAGAUCGUGGCUGUACUUGGAACCUAUUUUUAGCUCUGAUGACAUUCAAAGACAGCUUCCUGUAGAGAGUAAGAGGUACCAAACCAUGGACAGAAUCUGGAGAAAAAUCAUGAAAACUGCCAGAGAUAACCCACAGGUCAUUUCACUUUGUCCAGAUAAUCGUCUCUUGGACAAUCUCCGUGAAAGCAACAAACUUUUGGAACAGGUACAGAAAGGUCUGAGUGAGUAUCUGGAGACAAAGAGAAAUGCUUUCCCCAGAUUCUACUUCCUGUCUGAUGAUGAAUUGUUGGAAAUUCUCUCCCAGACUAAAGAUCCUAAAGCUGUACAGCCUCAUCUCAAGAAAUGUUUUGAGAAUAUUGCUAAGUUGCAAUUCGAGGAUGAUUUGAAGAUAACAAAGAUGUUCUCAGGAGAAGGAGAAGAAGUAGAAUUUAUUAGGACUAUGUACCCCACUGGAAAUGUGGAAGAAUGGAUGUUAGAAAUUGAAAAUUGUAUGAAGGAGAGUAUGAGACUCAUUAUCAAAGCUGCUCUUGAAGAUUAUAAAGUUAAAGCCAGAACUCAAUGGGUAUUGGACUGGCCAGGACAAGUGGUCAUCUGUGGUUGUCAGACAUACUGGACAGAAGAAGUGUCCGGAGCCUUGGCCGAGGGAAAUCUGAAGGAAUUAUUUGAUGUUCUUCUGUCACAAUUAGACGAUUUACGAAAUUUAGUGAGAACUGAUUUAUCUAGGAUUGGACGUAUGACCAUGUCUGCUUUGAUUGUAGUAGAAGUGCAUGCUAGAGAUGUUAUUAUUAAGAUGUUAGAGGAAGGCGUGGCCAAUCAGAAUGACUUUGAAUGGGUCAGCCAAAUCCGAUAUUAUUGGCAUGACGAGAACAUGUGGUUAAGAGCUGUCAAUGCAGAAUUUGCAUAUGGUUAUGAAUAUCUUGGUAACACAUUACGUCUUGUCAUCACUCCUUUAACUGACAGAUGUUAUCUGACUUUAACUGGAGCUCUUCAUCUGAAGUUUGGUGGUGCUCCUGCAGGACCAGCUGGCACAGGAAAAACAGAAACCACAAAGGAUCUUGCCAAAGCUAUGGCCAAUCAAUGUGUUGUAUUUAACUGCUCUGACCAGCUGGAUUACAUGGCUAUGGGUAAAUUCUUCAAAGGAUUAGCAAGCACUGGAGCCUGGGCAUGCUUUGAUGAGUUUAAUCGUAUAAACGUAGAAGUAUUGUCAGUAGUUGCCAUGCAAAUUAUGGUCAUUCAUCAUGCUAUGUGUGAGAAGGUAGACAGAUUUAUAUUUGAGGGUGUAGAGUUGUCAUUGAAAGCAUCAUGUGCUGUUUUUAUCACCAUGAACCCUGGAUAUGCUGGGAGAACAGAACUGCCAGACAAUUUGAAAGCUUUGUUUAGACCAGUGGCUAUGAUGGUACCAGAUUACGCUCUGAUUGCUGAAAUCAGUUUAUUCUCAUUUGGUUUCUCAGAUGCAAAACAACUGGCCAAGAAAAUCGUCACCACUUUCAAAUUGUCAUCAGAACAGCUUAGUUCUCAGGACCAUUAUGACUUCGGUAUGAGAGCUGUGAAAUCUGUAAUAUCUGCUGCUGGUAACCUAAAGAGACAGUACCAAGACAUGAAUGAGGAAUUGAUCUGUUUGAGAGCUAUUAGAGAUGUCAAUGUGCCAAAAUUCUUGGUAGAAGAUUUGAAAUUGUUUGGUGGUAUUGUGUCUGACUUGUUCCCUAACAUCAAAGAAGAACCAAUUGAUUAUGGAUCUCUUGAAACAUCCCUGAGGAAGAAUUGUACCAAGAGUGGAAUUAAAGAUGUUGAUGGGUUUAUCAACAAGUGUAUUCAGUUGUUUGAGACAACAGUGGUUAGACACGGUCUUAUGUUGGUAGGACCUACAGGAUCUGGCAAAACUAAGUGUUAUGAAGUCUUAAAGAAUGCCUGCACAGCUUUGCAAGGAGAAAUGUCACCAGCUGGAUUUAUAUUUGAUCCAGUUAUGACCUAUAUAUUGAACCCCAAAUCCAUCACUAUGGGACAGCUUUAUGGUGAAUUUGAUGCCAUGACCCAUGAAUGGACUGAUGGUAUCUUAUCAACUUUAAUCAGAGUUGGUAGUUCUUCAAUCGACACACUAAAACGUUGGUAUGUUUUUGAUGGUCCAGUAGAUGCUGUAUGGAUUGAGAGUAUGAACACAGUAUUGGAUGAUAACAAGAAACUUUGUCUCAGCAGUGGUGAAAUUAUCAAGUUAACAGAUCACAUGACUAUGAUGUUUGAAGUAUCAGAUUUAGCUGUGGCCUCCCCAGCAACAGUCAGUAGAUGUGGUAUGGUCUACUUAGAGCCUAGUUACAUUGGACUACCACCAUUUGUAGAAUGUUGGCUGAGAAAAUUACCAGAACCAAUAGAACCAUAUCAUGAUCAACUGAAAGAACUCUUUGAUGGUUUUCUACAGCCUGUAGUGAAAUUUGUCAGAAAGAACAUACGAGAGGUUGUUGACACUGUGGACUGUAACCUUGUGUUCAGUUGGCUGAAGUUAUUGGAGUGUUUCUUUACACCAUUUGUCCCUCAGGAGGAAUUAUUUCUAAGUGCCCCUAAAGAAGGAGAGGGAGAGGAACAUCAAGAGGAAGUUGGAGACAAACCAAUACCUCAGGAACGAUUGGAAAGAGUAAAAGAGCUGAUUGAGCCAUGGUUUAUCUUUUCCAUGAUCUGGUCUGUAGGCUGUACAGGAGAUAAUGACAGCUGGACUAAAUUCUCUAAUUGGGUCCGAGAAAAAAUGACUGAAAUGAAGUUUCAACUAUUAUUCCCUGGAGAAGGACUAAUCUAUGACUAUAGACUUGAUGAUGCUGGAAUUAGUAGCAGUAAGUCAGAUGAGUUGUUGGAAGAGGAGGUUCCUGAGAAAAAAGAGGUCUGUUGGAAGAACUGGUUAAUCGGUUGUCCAGAUUUUACCAUCACUCCAGACACCAAGUUUUCAGACAUCAUCGUACCAACUAUUGACAAUAUCAGAAGUUCUUGCAUUCUUGAAAUGUUGCUGACCAACAAAAAAUCUGUCAUGUCUGUGGGUCCAACAGGUACUGGGAAAACACUGACUAUUGCUGACAAACUUGGUACAAAAAUGCCAAAAGAAUACAUUCCAGAAUUCAUGGUCUUCUCUGCUAAAACUAGUGCCAAUCAGACACAAGAUCUCAUUGAUGGAAAACUCGACAAGAGACGUAAAGGAGUAUUUGGACCACCACUUGGGAAAUAUUUUAUCUUCUUCAUUGAUGAUUUGAACAUGCCAGCAUUAGAGGAAUAUGGUGCCCAGCCUCCAAUAGAGUUAAUCAGACAAUGGAUGGAUUUCAAAGGAUGGUACGAUAGAAAACAGAUUGGUGACUUCCGUAACUUAGUAGAUGUCAACUUCUGUUGCGCCAUGGGGCCACCUGGUGGAGGCAGGAAUCCAAUCUCCGCAAGAUUGUUACGCCAUUUUAACUUUAUUGCCUUCACUGAAAUGGAAGAUUCUAGUAAACGCAAGAUUUUUGGUAGCAUAUUCAAGUCUUGGGUCGAUACCGAGUUAAUGGGUUUGGUAAAUGAAGUUCCUGCUAUGCAGCAACAUGUAGACCAAAUGGUAACAACAUGUAUUUCUGUUUACAACACCAUCACCACACAGCUCCUGCCCACGCCCACCAAAUCUCAUUAUACCUUCAACUUGAGAGAUUUGUCGAAAGUUUUCCAGGGAAUGUUGAUGGUUGAUCCUACCAAAAUUGAUGGAUUGCCAAGCUUAUUGAGACUCUGGUAUCAUGAAAGUUGUCGGGUUUUCCAAGACCGUCUCGUCAAUGAUGAAGAUCGUAACUGGUUUGGUAGCUUGAUAAAAGAAAAAAUGAAAACUGACUUCAAGAUGGAGUUUGAGGAAGUUGUUCCAAAGGAGCCAGUUAUUUAUGGAGACUUUAUGUCAAGUGUAGGAGAAAACAAGCCAUACAUUGAGAUAGAAGAUCACGUCAAAAUGGUCAAGGUUUUAGACGAGUCAUUAGAUGAUUACAAUCAAAUCAACACAGCUCAGAUGAAACUUGUAUUGUUUAUGGAUGCAGUCAAGCAUAUCAGUCGAAUCAGUCGUGUCAUUAGACAGCCGUUAGGAAAUGCUCUGUUGCUUGGUAUGGGGGGUAGUGGUAGACAAAGUUUAACAAGGUUAUCAGCACAUAUUGCUGAAUUUGAUUGUUUCCAGAUUGAAUUGGCUAAAAACUAUGGUAUUAAUGAAUGGAAAGAGGAUUUGAAAAAAGUUAUGAUGAAAGCAGGUUUAGAAAGCAAACCUGUGGUGUUUUUGUUCAGUGACACACAAAUUAAGAGUGAAUCAUUCCUUGAAGACAUUAAUAACAUUUUGAAUGCUGGUGAUGUACCCAAUAUUUACGCUUUUGAUGACCAAGAACAGAUUUUUACAGCUAUGAAGCCAUAUGUUCAAGAUUUAGGUCUUCCACCAACCAAAACUAACUUGUUUUCUGCCUAUACAAAGAGAGUUAAAAGUAACCUUCACACUGUUAUCACUAUGAGCCCUCUUGGUGAGAUCUUCAGAGCCAGACUUAGACAGUUCCCAGCUUUGGUCAACUGUUGUACAAUUGAUUGGUUCAGUGAAUGGCCAGCGGAUGCCCUGAGAUCUGUUGCAAUGAGGUUCCUUAAUGACAUCCCAGAAUUAGAUUGUACUGAUCAAGUUAUGGAAGGCUUAGUUACGAUGUGUCAAGAAAUCCAGGUGUCCGUAUUUAAUUAUACAGAAAAGUUCUUAGCAGAGUUAAAUCGUCACAACUAUGUCACACCUACCAGUUACCUAGAAUUGUUGGGAAUAUUCUCUCGUCUUGUUGGAUUGAAGAAAACUGAACUGAAUAGAUCUAGAAACAGACUGAAAACUGGUUUAGAUAAGUUGUUGAAAACAGCAGAGGAGGUAGACAAGUUACAAGAUGAGUUGGCUUCCAUGAAACCUUUACUUGAAGAGGCUGUCAAAGAGUCAGUAUCUACUAUGGAACAAAUCUCUAAAGAUACAAUUGUUGCCAAUGAAACAAAAGAAGUGGUACAAAAAGAGGAGGCGUCUGCUACAAUCAAGGCUAAAGAAACACAGGCCAUUGCUGAUGAUGCUCAACGUGAUCUAAAUGAAGCUUUGCCUGCAUUGGAUGCAGCUGUAGCCAGUUUGAAGUCAUUGACUAAGACUGAUGUUGUGGAAGUCAAGUCCCUUAACAACCCACCACAGGGAGUAAGAAUGGUCAUAGAGGCUGUUUGUAUCAUGAAGGGUAUUAAACCAAAGAGAGUUGCUGGAGAUAAGCCAGGACAAAAGAUAGAUGAUUACUGGGAUGUAGGUAAAGCACAGCUGAGUGACCCCGGUAAAUUCCUUGAAAGUUUAUUCAAGUAUGACAAAGAUAACAUCCCUGAUGAUAAUAUUAAAAGAAUCCAGCCAUACAUUGAUGAUGAAGCCUUCACACCUGCUGCUAUUGCCAAGGUAUCUAAGGCCUGUACAUCAAUCUGCAUGUGGGCAAGAGCUAUGCACAAAUAUCACUUUGUUGCAAGAGGUGUAGCCCCAAAGAGAGAAAAGCUUCGUCAAGCUUCAGAAGAAUUAGCUGAAACACAGCGUAUACUGGAUGCUGCUAGACAGAGGCUUAAUGAAGUAACAGAAGGUAUUGCUACACUUCAGGAGAAAUAUGAAGAUGUCGUCCGAAAGAAGGACGAAUUGGAACACAAGUGCAAGGAAUGUGAGGAUAGACUCAUCAGAGCAGAUAAGCUGAUUGGUGGUUUAGCAGAUGAAAAGGAAAGAUGGAAGGAAUCAGUAGAAACAUUGGAGAAAGUCAUUGAUAACUAUGUAGGAGAUGUGUUAAUAUCGUCUGCUUACAUAGCCUAUCUUGGUCCAUUCACUGGAGAUUUCAGACAAAGGAUGUUUGACGAUUGGGUAAAAGAACUAGACAAAUUAAAAGUCCCCAGAACAGAUGAUCCAUCCUUGAUCUCUACCAUGAGUGACCCAGUCAAAGUUCGUAGCUGGCAGAUUGCAGGUCUACCUAAGGAUAAUUUGUCUGUAGAGAAUGGUGUCAUUGUACAGUAUUCCAGGAGAUGGCCCCUGUUUAUUGACCCUCAAGGUCAAGCUAAUAAAUGGGUUAAAAAUCUGGAAAGAGAUGCAGGCCUAGAUGUGAUAAAGUUGUCUGAUAAAGAUUUCCUCAGGUCGUUGGAGAAUGCUGUAAGGUUUGGUAAACCAUGUCUGCUAGAGAAUAUUGGCGUUGAACUUGAUCCUGCCUUGGAACCUAUACUUUUAAAACAGACAUUCAAGCAACAAGGAAGCUUGGUUAUCAAACUGGGAGAUGCUAUUAUCCCUUAUCAUCAUGACUUCAAAUUCUACAUCACCACAAAACUCCCUAAUCCACAUUAUACACCAGAAGUGUCAACUAAAGUAACUUUAGUCAAUUUUACACUGUCACCAAGUGGAUUGGAAGAUCAGAUGUUGGGUAUUGUAGUAGCAGAGGAACGUCCAGAUCUAGAGGAAGCUAAGAAUCAACUGAUUGUAAGCAAUGCUAAGAUGAAACAGGAAUUAAAGGAAAUUGAAGACAGAAUUUUAGAGAGACUGAGUUCUUCAGAAGGAAGCCCUGUAGAUGAUAUAGAUCUCAUCAAUACUUUAGAUGCUUCUAAAGUCAAAUCUAUGGAAAUUCAGGCUAAAGUGUUGGUAGCUGAACAGACAGAGAAAGAUAUUGACCAGACCAGGAGUCAGUACAUUCCUGUGGCAGUAAAUACUCAGAUCCUGUUCUUCUGUGUGUCAGAUAUGGGCAACAUUGAUCCUAUGUACCAGUAUUCUCUCGAAUGGUUUGUUACCAUAUUCCUUGGUGGAAUAUCACAGGCAGAACGAGCAGACAACCUUCAACAGCGUGUGUUGAACAUCAACAACUAUUUCACAUUCAGUCUGUAUUCCAAUGUCUGCAGAUCUUUGUUUGAGAAGGAUAAACUUCUCUUUGCUUUCUUGUUAUGUACCAGAAUGAAAAUGUAUCGAGGAGAAAUAAAUAUGGAUGAGUGGCGUUUCAUGUUAGCUGGAGGCACACAUGUUAUGAAAGAAACACCUAAUCCUGCUCCAGAGUGGAUAUCAGGAAGAUCAUGGCUAGAUAUUACCACCACACAGGUCCUCGACAAAUUUGCCAAGUUUUCUGAAGAUUUUAAAAACAAUUUGGAUGGAUACAAGAGAAUCUUUGACAGUAUAAUUCCACACAAGGAAGAGCUGCCAGGUACUUGGAAAGAUGACUUCGAUGAUUUCCAGAAAAUGAUAGUUCUGAAGUGUUUGAGACCUGACAAAAUAACUGAUGCUAUGCAGGACUAUGUCACCAAAUACCUUGGGCAAAGAUUUAUUGAACCUCAAACAGCUGAUUUAGACCUUGUCUUCAAAGAUUCUGCUCCCACAAUUCCUCUGAUUUUUGUCUUGUCUGCUGGAACUGAUCCUGCGGCAGAUCUUUAUAAAUUUGCUGACAAGUUGAGAUUCUCUAAGAAAUUGAAUGCCAUUUCCCUAGGUCAAGGUCAGGGUCCCAGAGCAGAAGCCAUGAUGAGAAGUGCCAUGGAGAGAGGAAAGUGGGUAUUUUUCCAGAAUUGUCAUUUGGCGCCAAGCUUUAUGCCAACAAUGGAAAGACUGGUUGAACAGAUCGAUCCUGAUAAGGUACACAGAGAUUUCCGUUUAUGGUUGACCAGUAUGCCUAGCAAGGUAUUCCCUGUCUUCAUCCUUCAAAAUGGAUCUAAGAUGACAGUAGAGCCACCGAGAGGAAUCAAAGCCAACUUGCUGAAAUCUUAUACAAGCUUCACUGAUGAUUUCCUCAACUCAUGUGAAAACAGGCAUGCUGAAUUUAAAACCCUGUUGUUGUCCCUCUGUUUAUUCCAUGGAGUACUGAUAGAAAGAAGAAAGUUUGGAGCCUUGGGAUUCAACAUUCCGUAUGAGUUUACUGAUGGUGAUCUACGUAUUUGUAUCAGUCAAUUGAAAAUGUUCUUACAAGAAUACAAGGACAUACCACUUAAGGUAUUGAGUUAUACUGGAGGUCACAUCAACUAUGGAGGCAGAGUAACUGACGACUGGGACAGACGAUGCAUGAUGAGUGUCUUAGCCGAUUUCUACUGCAUAGAAGUGAUCGACGAGGACCAUAAGUAUUCUGAGUCCGGAGUUUAUCACCAGAUCCCCACGACCAAUGACCAUAAUGGAUAUAUGGCAUACAUUCGUUCCUUGCCUAUUAAUGACACACCAGAAGUGUUUGGUCUCCAUGAAAACGCCAACAUCACAUUUGCUCAGAAUGAGACAUAUUCCUUGUUGAAAUCUUUACUGAAAUUGCAACCCAAAUCAGCAGCUGGCGCAGGAAAAUCUAGAGAGGAGGUUAUGGAAGAUAGUGCUAAAGACAUCUUAGGAAGAGUUCCAAAACCAAUUGACAUCAAUGAUGUUGUGGAAAAAUAUCCAGUUUUGUAUGAACAGUCCAUGAAUACAGUAUUAACACAAGAAGUCAUUAGAUACAACAGGCUUUUAGAAGCUAUACACGGCAGUUUACAGAAUCUACUUAAAGCCCUGAAAGGAUUGGUGGUCUUGUCUCAGGAAUUAGAAAUGAUGGCUAAUAGCCUUUAUGACAACAGUGUGCCUAAUAUGUGGGCUAAAAAGGCCUAUCCUUCACUGAAACCAUUGGCACAGUGGGUAACAGAUCUGGAAAUGAGGAUGGUUUUUAUUCAGAGUUGGAUCGAUAAUGGAAAUCCAACAUGUUACUGGAUAUCUGGUUUCUUUUUCCCACAAGCCUUCCUUACUGGUACCCUACAGAAUUAUGCUAGAAGGAAGAUUAUCUCCAUUGAUACUAUCUCUUUUGGAUUCAAGAUUUUACCAAAGGUACAGAGAGAAGCCAGGGAAGAAUUGAAAGAAAGUCCAGCAGAUGGAUGCUAUAUCUAUGGAAUGUAUGCUGAGGGAUGUCGCUGGGAUUUUGCUCGCCAUAUGUUGGGAGAGUCCCGUCCAAAGGAGCUUUACACUGAAAUGCCAGUACUUUGGCUUCAACCUGAAUCCAAUAGGAAAACUCCACUUGAAGGAGUCUACGACUGUCCUGCAUAUAAAACACUUACAAGAGCUGGAACUCUGUCAACCACUGGUCACUCUACAAACUUCGUAUUUUCCGUUGAACUUCCAACAGAUAAAGAACAGAAGCACUGGAUAAAACGUGGAGUUGCAAUGUUAUGUGCACUCAACUACUAAACUUUACAAAACAUUUAAAUCGGAAAAAUUAUUGUCUUUAAACUUGAUCGAAUUCAUAUGUAUUGAACCAGUGUAAUUAGUUUCAAAGUACAUAGAUCAGCUUGAACUUUAAUUAGCAAAAGACUUACAAAA
Molecule: messenger RNA, 12940 nt
Organism: Mytilus trossulus (common blue mussel)
Lineage: Eukaryota; Metazoa; Mollusca; Bivalvia; Mytilida; Mytilidae
Product: dynein axonemal heavy chain 1-like
Exons: 77
Coding region: 113-12808 (4231 amino acids)
Biological process (GO): microtubule-based movement
Cellular component (GO): dynein complex
Molecular function (GO): ATP binding; dynein light intermediate chain binding; minus-end-directed microtubule motor activity
Source: RefSeq, a predicted model, not a curated record